GAGCGCGGGAGGCCCCCGGGGCGGCGGGCGUCAUGUCGGUGAGCGAGAUGUUCAUCGCGCUGCAGGGCGCGCUCACCGCCGACCAGGACAUCCGCGAGGAGAUCCGGAGGGAGGUGCAGGCGCUGGAGCAGACGGCGCGGGAGAUCCUGACGCUGCUGCAGGGCGUGCACCAGGGCGCCGGCUGCCAGGAGAUAUCAAAGAAAUGUCAGAAGGCUCGUGAACACUUUGGUACAGUCAGAACACAGCUGGAGUCUCUGAAGACCAAGUUUCCUGCUGAUCAGUAUUACAGAUUUCACGAGCACUGGCGGUUUGUGCUUCAGAGGUUGGUGUUUCUGGCAGCAUUUGUUGUCUACUUGGAGUCAGAAACAUUAGUGACCCGAGAGGCUGUUGCAGAAAUACUUGGGAUUGAAGCUGAUCGAGAGCGGGGCUUUCACCUGGACAUUGAAGACUAUCUUUCUGGUGUAUUAACUCUUGCCAGCGAGCUGUCCAGGCUGGCAGUGAACAGUGUCACAGCUGGAGACUAUUCUCGCCCUCUCCGCAUCUCAGCCUUUAUCAACGAGCUGGAUUCCGGCUUCCGGCUCCUCAACCUGAAGAACGACUCCCUGAGGAAACGCUACGACGGCCUGAAAUACGACGUCAAGAAGACCGAGGAAGUGGUUUACGACUUGUCGAUCAGAGGACUCAAUAAGGAGGCAACGGUUGGUGUGGGUGGAGAGAAGUGAAGGAUGCUCAGUUUAACAGCAUCCCUGAUUACCUCAGAUGGUUGCCAAUCCGGGAGGCUCGCUAGCAAAGCCUUCCCACGUAGUUUAGAAGAACUGCAGCUGAAAGCUGCUCUCUAUUUUCUUACCGGUGGUGUAGUACGGGUGUUAGAUCUCACAUGUUUUGUAAAAUCAUGUCCAGAUUAGGGCAGGAGGCUCCCUGUUCCCAGUGGAAUUCCUCUGUCAGAACACGGUGCUGUUCUGUGCACAGCAGCAAUAGCCAUUAGUAACUCCCAUGAGCUGAAAUUCCCAUUAGUUCUGUAGUGCUGCCACUGCUCUGGCAGUGCUGUGCUGCCACUGCCCCCUCACACACCUGCACAGGUGUGCACAGCACACAGCCCAGCACAGGCACACGGUGUGUUUUGGAAAACCCAGGCUGUAAACACUUGUACUUUUUUUAAGACACUGGUUUUUGCCUUUUUGUUUCUUGUAUUUUCACCUGUGUCAGUAAGUUGAACAGAUCUGCAUAACUGUUUAAUAACCACAUCUUUUUAAAAUGGCUUCUGUUAGCGUAUCCCCCUUAAUUGACAAAUUAGUGAAAAUAUUCCUGGGAAUUUCUCCAUCAGAACUGGUGUAUUGCACCCGGGUACAUCUUUGUUGUUCUUUCUCUCUCUCUCUUGUGUUUUUUCUUUUCCUCCAAGAUUUCAGUUGCCAGGGAGAGCAAGGCUUUCUCAAACAUCUGCUUUCACUGGCUGUUUGUUUUACUAAGUAGAUGCUGAUCAUUUGCCUUGAGAACUUGGUGUAACCAACAUUUUUUUUUAACUGCCAAGGUUUCCAAAUAAAGAUGCGUUAACUGAUCAACUGCAGGUAACAUCUGAGUUUUAACCACCCAUAUAGGCUACAACUGUAUGUGCUGGGAUUAAAAAACCCGCAAAACCAAAACUUCCUGUAAUAAAAUGUUUGAAUCUUCAGAAAAGGGGAAAUUACUAGUUUCAGACCCUUUGCAUGUAUGAUGUUUACAAACACCAACAGCCUCUCUCAUAUCUCCUGGGGUGUUUGUUCUCUUGUCCUGAUUGACUUUGAGUUUUGCCUUUCUCCUUCUGGUGGUGCAGGAGCAAUAACGAGAGAAACUUCUUCAGGAGGAUGAACACAAAUGGUCACAUUUUCAUGGAGUUUGUUAGUGUUUAAUUUUGUUAGCAAAGAUUUCCCACUGUUUUAGUUAGGGUUUUGGUUUUUUGGAAGAAAAUUAUUUCUUGAUUAUUUUGGCCAAUAAAAGCUGUUCUUUGAUUUUGGUCAUUUGAUAA
Molecule: messenger RNA, 2002 nt
Organism: Apus apus (common swift)
Lineage: Eukaryota; Metazoa; Chordata; Aves; Apodiformes; Apodidae
Gene: TSN
Product: translin
Exons: 6
Coding region: 33-722 (229 amino acids)
Biological process (GO): RNA metabolic process
Cellular component (GO): cytoplasm; nucleus
Molecular function (GO): single-stranded DNA binding; RNA binding; sequence-specific DNA binding
Source: RefSeq, a predicted model, not a curated record